Messenger RNA from Amoebophrya sp. A25, 5816 nucleotides. The record is from the annotation of a GenBank genome assembly. NCBI's taxonomy places the organism in Eukaryota, Dinophyceae, Syndiniales, Amoebophryaceae.
CACGCUUACUUGUUCGUUCUUCAUCUACAUAGGUCCCCUUCUCUUUCAUGUACUUGACUUCUGUUUUUGCGUGGUUUAGGCUACCCUUCCGUGAGAAGUGUACAACUCCUCGUAUUCAUGUGGCCUAAGCCACGGAAAAAAUGCAGCUUUCAUUGCACAAUUGUUCUCUAUGUGUUGCGUAAAAGAAGCAGUCGAUCUUGAGGCGAACCGCGAGGUGCUCGCUCUAGGACCAACGAAAGGUGCAAGCAGUGCGGAUGCGUUGGAAAAAACAGGCAGAGGCCGACGAGCAUCUUAGAACAACCUGCUAGGAACCCUAACGUGCGGUUGCGUUUUUGACCCUGUCUCGGGGACCUCACUCGCCAGCAAAGCACAUCUCUGAAGGCUUCUGACGGUAUCUCGCUCCUCGCUACUACCACCGGAGAUCGAUCUAAGUACUUUUAGUAAGAACUACAUCUCACUUACCGUUGGACAUCAGAUUCAGAGGACAAGAUCAACCACAAUGGAGCGUUUGAUCGAAGUGAUCAAUCAGCUGCAUGACGUUUUCACGUCGGUGGGCUUUCACGUUGAAGUGGACCUUCCACAAAUUGCGGUGAUUGGAGGGCAAAGCGUCGGGAAAAGUAGCGUCCUGGAGUCGAUAGUAGGUCGGGACUUUUUGCCACGGGGACAAGGCAUUGUCACGCGGCGGCCGCUGAUUUUGCAAUUGCACAACAAUCGUGAAGGCGGAAGCAGCACAAGAAACGAAGAAAGCGCAGGGACAGGAAUUAUGAUUGUCUACUGUAGUUCUACUCAGUUGUGAGUGCAGACGAUGUCGACGCUACAAGGACAAGGGCUUCGCUAGUGAUGAUAGGCAUACUCUUUUGUUUCGGUUAUCGGUCCAUAUGAUUUUCUGGUCUAAUACGAGAGGUAACAAGCACCAAGGAGCAGUCCAAGUAGUUCAGCAAGGUGUCUCUCCAGGAACGCCCGGAAGGACUAGCCUCACAUCGGGCAGUAAUUCUUUUCACGGUUCAUCGAGCAGUUAUGGAAGAAUAAUAUUCUUAACUGUAGUUUAGUUUUUGCUUUUAUUGGUAGACGGGGGACACUUUAUUUUUUACCCUAAUUUUGGAUAGGAGGAUAGUUAGUAGCGUGAAAGAAUCAGGCCGAGCACGAAGAACUCAAUUGCGUGGCACCACUUACAUAUUUUUAAUGAUUGUGAAGAAUCUACUCCAGUCAAGUUCAGCGUCUUUCGUGUUGACCACGACUUCAUUUCUCCUAGAUUCAUAGUUUUCCGCAUACGAAUGUGGCGGAAAAGGCCAAUGGCACGACAGCGAGUACGGUACCCAGUCAGGGGUCGCUUCAGCUUGGAGGCUCACAAUCUUCCUCGAAAGAGAACCCUCUGAGCACGCGAAGUUCUACGUCUAGUAGUGGGGCAAGGCUAUUAUGGUUGUAGUGGACGCUCAUGAUGUUCGUUGUAAUUGUACGUAAGAUGUUCAGAUGCACUUCUUCCUCUGAACAAAGAACAGACCUACUAAAUUUACAAGUUGUCACUGAUCUUUCCCUAGAAGGAUGUCGCACAGGAAGAAGCGUUUCAUGCUCAGGCAUGCCUUUUUGUUCGAGUUUACUUUUGUAAGCCUUGUUUACCUAUCGUCCCCCAUUAUCAGUCUGUGUCCGGUACUCCUCGUCUUCCACUUCAUAAGCCGUUCCACGUUCGAGCACCAAUUCCUCAACUGCAACUAGCAGUGAUUUACCACAGCGGCUGCCUGCGGAGUAUGCUAUGUUUGCCCACACGGACCAAAUUUUCGAAGAUUUUCAAGCGGUAAGGAAAGAGAUAGAGCGGGAGACCGAUCGGAUUGGUGGCAAGAAUAAGGGAGUCUCACCGCAACCAAUACAACUGAAAAUCUUCUCUCCAAACGUUAUCGACCUGACACUGGUAGGAAAAGUUUCUAUGAUCAAUUCUAGGGUUGCAGACUUGUGUACGUGACACUGUCGUACAGAUUUGUUUCUCCAUGUUAAUUCACUAGUCGAUUAUCUGCUACUUCAAGAAUGAUAGGCGAGUUUCAAACCCUCAGGUAGACCUCCCUGGAACAACGAAAGUGCCUGUUGGAGAACAGCCUGCCGACAUCGAAUUGCGUAUUCGGGAACUCAUACUUUCGUAUAUUCGCAAACCGAACUGCAUUAUUCUGGCUACGCAUGCCGCGAAUUUACGACAUGGCUCCUUGCGUCUUCUCAGUAAGUACAUAUUAUUAUAUUGCGCCUCUCGCGCUAGCGAGUACGCACAAUAAACAAUUGACUGCCAUUUCCACUUGCCAACAAGUACUUUCUUGCAUCUCGUACCAUACUGAAACAAAUGACUCCCAUUUUCAUACUCUACCGACAUCGCAAACUCGGAUGCGCUAGCGCUGGCCAGAGAGGUAGAUCCUGACGGGGACAGAACUAUUGGCGUUAUCACCAAGUGCGACUUGAUGGAUGAGGGUACAGAUGCCAUUGACAUGUUAGAAGGUCGGAUUGUGCCUUUGCGGCAAGGUUACGUCGGUGUCGUGUGUCGGAACGCUAAAGACACCACAAAUCAUGCGAAAAGUGUCAAGGUGUUAACCUACUAACUUACUAUUCAUGUAUGAUGUGAUGUGUGCUUAUGUUUAGAGAAGAUUUGCUUUUACUUUCACAGCCCCAAGAAGCAAAAAGUCGUUUUAGAAAUGAUUCGAAAUGAGAAUUCAGUGUCAUUUCGCUUAACCUCAAAAACAAAGCAUCGGACCCGAGAUGCGCAACAUUCUGAAGCAACAACAACACUACAGGACGCUCUCUCUGAGGAGGCCUCGUUCUUCCGACAGCACGCAGCUUAUCGGAACAUUGCCCAUCGUUGUGGGAUACCAUACCUCUCGCAGCUACUCAAUCGAAGGCUGAUGUACCAUAUACGAGACACCAUUCCGGACCUCAAGAUUCGUUUGAUGCGGAGUAUCCAUGUUAAGGCUUAUUUGGAUGUUUCAGCGCCACACGCGGCCCAUAGAUACAUAGUGGAAAUCAAACUAAUUACGAUGAUCGUCCUUUACUUUCAGAAAAAUAGGUAUACGCAUACGGUUCUAAGCAUCAGACCGAGGCCGAGCUUCAGUCCUAUGGGGAUCCUUUAUUCGAGAAGGAUGGGUCUUCGCAAGGCGCGCUACUUCUGCAUCUAUUCAGCAAAUUUACGAGGAAUUUCUGCGACAGGUAUAGGUGGAUCUGAAAUUAUGUGACCUGUAUUUCUCUUUGAUAUACGUCAAGUAGAACAGUGGCUCUACCUAUUUCAUUAUUUCCGGAAAAUCUUGACCGAUCAUCUAGAAUCAUACACAUGGCUUGGUGCGUUUCGCAUUUGUCCUCCUACUGUCAACCCUUCUCCACCGAAUCAUCCUACAACCACAGCAUUGACGGCAAGCGGUUGAAAAACGGUAGUCCGGACCAACUGGCGGGAGGAGCCAGACUGCAUCACAUAUUCCAUGAGAUUUUUUCGAAAACAAUAUCGGAGUUCGACUGUUUCCACGGUCUCUGCGAUGUAGAAAUUAGGACUGCCAUACGGAACGCAACAGGGCCGAAGGCGGUUCUUUUUGUACCGGAGGCGGCUUUUGAAUUGCUGGUACAGAAAUUAUACUUAUAGAUACCACACCAACAAAUUGAACUUUUUUCCUUUCUUUCUCCUUCAUGCCUGCAAGCUAGUCCCUCCGCCCGAACAAGUCGAAGGAUUCUCACUUAGCACCUUCAUGUAGAAACAGACUCACUCUACAUAUAAGUAAGCUCAUGUUCAUCUUCUGCAGGUGAAAAAGCAAAUAGAGAAGCUAGAGGAGCCGUGUCUGCAGUGCAUCGAUCACGUGUUUGAAGAAUUGCAGCGGAUUGUUGUGGAGUGCGAGGUGCCAGAGAUGCGACGAUUUGUAAACCUUCGAGAUAGCAUUUUCGAAGUACUACUUACAUCCGGUGGGCUUUGUUUUCUCAUUCUCAAAAACGACUUUGAAUCUUCGUCUUCCAGAGUAGAGAGCGGUAGUGGUCAUUAUUGUAGUUUCAAGCGCGUGUUGCACAGGCCCCUAUCUCCUCUGUAUGAACGAAGCAAGGAGAAGAGGUAGAGCUAUAGCAUCAGAAAAAAACCCUCUCUCACUUACACUAGGUAGUGCGAGGUGUGCUAAAAAAGUGCUUGCAGCCGACAAAUCAGAUGAUCAUCAAUUUGGUGCAGAUAGAGCUUGCUUAUGUCAAUACGAAUCAUCCUGAUUUUAUCGGUGGCAGCAACGCAAUCCAGACAAGCCUGGGUCAUGGCUACACCCCCAUGGCAGGAGGCAUCACUUAUCCUCCACCACCGCCGAGGGAGCCGCAGGUACCGCAUAGAUUACGGCGCCUUCUUCUCUUUUUGUUUAACCUCAUUUUCAUACACGGAUUUGUGGUUUUUCGCAAACUAUUGAUAUCAAUAUCUUUCAUGUUUUAGAACUCGAUCAUCCUCAGUACAAUGCUCCGCGGCGGCCGGGAGAGUUGUCGCAGACCACGUCAAUAACUGGUGCUGCUGGAAUGUCGCCGCCAUUGGAGCCGCAAUCUGUGAAACAGGAAGUCCAGCCGUCGGGAGGUUUCUUCAAUUUUUUACGGGGAUCGACGUCAUCGACAGCACCGUCCUACGGUAGCGGUGGCGCUGGUAUGGGCUCAGCGGGUCACGGUCCUCGAGUCGGCGCACUCGGUGGAGCAGGAGCAGCAGGUGGAUCUCUUGUUAUGACAGCCUGUGUCAUGUAGUUGUGGACGGCAACGGGUCUUUUGUGAACAAUGACACACACUACUAAGUAAAUCCGUUGAUUCGAUGAAAGUUUUAUUACUCAAUAACCGACCCAUCAUAGCCUGAUACUUGCAUACUUAUGUAUCUAACCGAGACUGUUUCUUCCUACUCACGAUUGAUUGCUACUAUUUGUUUCUCCAUCAAAAAGAGCCAUGGCAUAAACAUUUCAUGAAGAAGUGGUAUGAUAGGAGAGGCUUUCAUUGUCAAGCGUUUUGCCAGCGGCAUUAGUUCGUCAGACCAGUUUUUCGCUACCGGUGCCGCAAUUAAGUUGCCACAUAUGCCCCCGACGGUGUACCCGAGUGAAGAUUUGUCAGAUCGAGAGCGCGUUGAAAUCAACAUCAUCAAAACCUUGAUCGCGUCGUACUACGGGAUCGUAAAAAAGAACAUCGUCGACGCGGUCCCGAAAAGCAUCAUGUAUUUCAUGGUGAACACCGCGAAAGACGUCCUGCAGCGCGAGUGCGUCGCGCAGCUCUACAAGCCCGAGCUGUUCCAGCACCUUCUUACUGAGGCCGGCGACAUUAAGGAACGGCGGAUCCGCGGAAAAGAGACCCUGAAGACAUUGCGACACUCAGUAGAGAUCCUGAAUCAAGUGCGCGACUACCAUGUUGGGUGAGCUUCUCCUUGUGAUGUUUAACCUGGUAGGUAGCUCUUCGUGGAAAAGGGCUCGCUGACGCGAGGCGAAGACCAUCUGUUGAUAAAUGGCCUUCGCGGAUAGCAUUUCAUUUACGUUUGGAGAUCGAAUCACGGAGCUGGGGCUCCUUCGGUCCUUUGAAAUUUAGUAUCCCGUAAGAUAGGAUUUUUCAUCGGACUAAGAUAUUCGAAAGCGAUUUCAUCUUCUGACGAUUUGAUUGUGAUGAUAGAUUAGAGAUUGGUAGAAGUCCGACAGAAUAAUUACGUGGCGCUGUCCCAAUUACACAGCUCCCAUUCUUUUUUCAAUUGCUUUACCGAGGAAGCAACUAAGCUGACGUUUGCAAAGCUAUGGCAAACUAACUUGAAAUUUCAAGUCGCGACGGAUCGUCAACGGUGUCUGUGUAGUGAGUCCAAUAAUAGAAAAGCAAGCUUUAUC